Molecule: messenger RNA, 1238 nt
Organism: Coniophora puteana RWD-64-598 SS2
Lineage: Eukaryota; Fungi; Basidiomycota; Agaricomycetes; Boletales; Coniophoraceae
Product: alpha beta-hydrolase
Exons: 4
Coding region: 24-1145 (373 amino acids)
Molecular function (GO): hydrolase activity
Source: RefSeq, a predicted model, not a curated record
AACGUUCACCUCCUCCUUCAACCAUGUCAGAAAGACCGGUCCUCAGCCUCGGCGACAAGCUCAAGCUUUUCCCAACAGCUGUCGCAGUCUUGUCCACGCUCGUAUGGAAACUGCUCUUCGCGGGCUUACGCGGACGCGGCGGCGCGUCCACCUACGGUCGCGAGGUCUCCUACUCCGUCACGCGCACGCUCACCAACUGGCUCAGCGUGCGCCAGCUGCAGGUCAUACGCGGCACUUCCGAGGAGGCAUGGACGAAAUGGGCCGCUGCGCACCCUGAGUUGGAGACGUCAACGGAGGACAUCGACUACGACGCCAAGCUGCACUGGAUUGGGGACCCGAUUCCUGCGACAAAGAUUCUUGUCCAUGUUCACGGUGGAGGAUACGUGCUGCCCCUGGGUGCGGGACACCUCGACCUACUGAACUACUUGCGCAACCAGGUCAAGAAACGAACCGACAUCGACAUGGCCGUCGCCGUAUUCGAGUACACACGCGCUCCGCAGGGCAUUUACCCCCUCCAAAUGCAGCAGUUCGGCGCAGCAAUGCACCACCUCCUCAACGACGGAAUCAUGCCCUCGAACCUCAUCGUCUCGGGCGACUCUGCCGGCACGCACAUCAUCCUCUCCGUCAUCUCGCACUUCCUGCACCCGCACCCGGAGCUCACGGAGCCCCCCUCGCUCGCGGACGAGCUCGGCGGCCUCCUGCUCAUCUCCCCACGCACCUCCAAUGAGACCUCAUCCCGCUCCUUCUCCGAGAACUCCAACCGCGACAUGCUUUCUCGCGAUACGUUGAAGCGGUGGAUGGGCACUUUCCGCGUCGGCAGCGCCAUCGCAGACGCGGAGGGUGUGCGCAAGGACGGGUUCUACACCGAGCCCGUGAAGGCUCCCAAGGAGUGGUGGAACGGUCUGUGCCCCGACGUCGUCAAGAAGGUGUUCAUCUCCGCGGGCGAGCACGAGUGUUUCCGAGAUGAUAUCCUCACGUUUGCUGAGUCGUGGAAGGGCAUCCAGGGCCUCGACCUGACGUGCUUCGUCGAGGAGCGCGGCGUGCACGAUUCACCGGUCGUCGAUUUCGAGGCGGGCCGGCCGCCGACGAAGCUCCUGAACGCGAUCGUGGACUGGCUCGUUGGUGCGCUGCAGCGGCCUGAGUAAGCAGUGGCCAUAAGUAAGCACUGCCGAUGAAUCUUUUGUGAAGCUCGAGGUCUGUCCACAUCUGACAUUUAGCUCUCAUGUAUGUUAUGUUCC